GGCCAAAAAAGGAAGAGGGAGGGGAGAUGAAGCGUGCGCGACUGUUUCACCCGCUGCGUUCGUGGGAGAUGGGCGAAAACCAGCGAGGAGAAGCGCUCAAACGGCCUUCGGAAUCAUGGACACAGGUCAGCAGAGCAAAAUCAUUUAUUCCUGGUAUGGAAAGCCCAUGAGCUCAGACAGAAAGCUGAGGACUCUGCAGUACAAAGGAAUUCUUAUCAAAUCGGAGAGAAGCAAAACACAAAGAUGUAUACAGCUUGGUGACUUUGUUCUAAUAGAAGGGGAGAAUGCAGAUCAACCUUUUGUGGCACAACUCCUGGAUUUGUACGAAGAUGGCGCUCAGCAGAAGCAUGCAGUUGUGCAGUGGUUCACUCACAUUACAGAGGUACCUAAGAAUAAGCAGAAACUGCUUAAAAGAAGGAUUUCUUCCCAGGAAGUGUUUUUUGAUCUAGUUUCUGGCUAUGACACUGACAUAGCUGUGGAGACUAUCAUCGAAAGUGUGCUGGUAAUACCACUGCGUCUGAAGGAUGAACUACCUACUAGAUUAAAAAAGGAGAAAAUCUUCUACGUGAAACAGUCUUGGGAUGGGAAAUGCUUUAGGGUUUUGUCCCCAGACACGUUCUCUAUGCUGAAUGAAGCUAACAAGAAAGGAGAUGGCAUCCCAAACUCUUCCAGCUCUUUUGUUCCUUCGGAGAUCACUUCCUCUGCGAAAAAAGAGACCAAGAAGGUUGCUUGGAGUGCCCCAAAAACAAAAAAUGUUGAGAUGGAAAUAGAAUCAAAACAUUCUGCUUCUAAGUCUUCCCUUUCUAAGAAGAGACAUUCGCUAAGAAUAGAUAAUGGCACCAAAAAUCCAACUGCAAGAAAGAAGUUAGAUUUGAGCAGUCCCACAAGAUCUUCAAAAGGCAAACUCCUGGAAGAGGAUGUUUUGGAACUUUUAGAUGAUGUCUAUGAUUCUCAACUGUUAAAGCCAACAGCUAUUAAAAGAAAAGUGAAAUUCACUGAAAUUCUAAGCUCGCCACCAAAAAUAGCUUGUGCCAAUGAUAAGCUGGAGUCAGUGUUUGGUACAGCAGAGCACCGGGAGAUGUUUAGUGAUACGCUAAGACUGUCCCCUUAUAGGAAGGUUGAAGACUCCAAUGAGAAAGUCAAGAAUCUUAAUAUGGAAGAUGAUGCUAUAGUCUUAACUGGACAUAAGGAGCUGGGGAGUCAGAGCCCAGCGGUGACCCCUCGUUCUCGUAGGAAGUGUACACAGGAGACAAGCACUCGCAUUGCAGAACAAAUCAGCUUAUUAAACAUGCUAGAAUCAAAGGAGGCAGAGGAUUUUCUGUCUAGCUCGGAUGGUUCUUACUCCUCAAGUAGUGAGGAAGAAGAUAGUGAUGUGGGCUGCACACCGGAGAAGAAAACCAAAUUGAGCAGAAUGUUCAGCACCCCAAAAUCUUCAAGGAAGCCUUCAGUUCACACUCCUGCCAAGACCCCAAGGAAAACACCCUUACUGGGAACACCCAGGACACCCCGGAAUGCAACUCCUGAAAUUCCCAGGCGCAGCCAUGCAGCACAGAAACCAACCAGUGUACUGGAAGAAGCCAGAUUAAGGCUGCACGUUUCUGCUGUCCCAGAGUCUUUGCCCUGUCGUGAGGAAGAAUUCCAGGAUAUCUAUAACUUUGUGGAAAGCAAACUUAUUGAUGGCACAGGAGGGUGUAUGUAUAUUUCUGGAGUGCCUGGAACAGGUAAAACUGCAACUGUUCAUGAAGUGAUUCGCUGUCUUCAGCGAGCUACAGAAGAUGAUGACCUACCAUCAUUCCAGUUCAUAGAGAUCAAUGGCAUGAAGCUUACUGAUCCUCACCAAGCUUAUGUGCAGAUUCUGGAGUUACUGACAGGUCAGAAGGUGACAGCAGCUCAUGCUGCAGUGCUGUUGGCAAAACUGUUCUGCACACCUGGACCAAAGAGGAAGACCACAGUGCUGGUAGUGGAUGAGCUUGAUCUUCUGUGGACCCGAAAGCAGAAUGUGAUGUACAACUUAUUUGACUGGCCGACUCAAAAGCACUCCAAGUUAAUCAUCCUGGCCAUUGCUAACACCAUGGACUUGCCAGAGAGAAUAAUGAUGAACAGAGUAUCCAGCAGGCUGGGUCUCACCAGAAUGUCCUUUCAGCCUUACACCUACAAACAGCUACAGCAAAUUAUUUCGUCUAGACUGAACAGUGUGAAGGCAUUUGAGGAGGAUGCAAUUCAGCUAGUUUCCAGAAAGGUAGCAGCACUGUCUGGUGAUGCAAGGCGUUGCCUUGAUAUCUGCAGAAGGGCUGCUGAGAUCUGUGAGUUUUCUAGCCAAAAGAGUUCUCAUGAGAUAGUCAGGAUGACCCACAUAACACAAGCCAUAGAUGAAAUGUUCUCAUCACCGUACAUAAAGGCAAUCAGGAAUGCCUCAAUGCACGAACAAAUCUUUUUUAAAGCAAUUUUAGCAGAGUUUCGUCAGGCGGGAGUUGAGGAGGCAACAGUUCAACAGGUCUAUCAUCAACACAUAUCACUGUGCAGAAUGGAGGGCAUGCAGAGCCCAACAGUGUCAGACAUCUUGGCCAUUUGUGCCAGGCUCGGUGCCUGCAGGCUGCUGCUGCUGGAGUCCAGCAAUAAAUACCUUCACAUGCGUGUGCGCCUCAACAUCAGCCAGGAUGAUGUCAUGUAUGCACUCAAGGAUGACUAAGGCAAUAGAGAUUUUAUUUCUAUAUAUGUACAAAUAUUUUAAAGAUGGUCUAUUUUAUUUUUUUUAAGUACUGAUAAAAUAGUAGGUUGUAUUUUUAAAU
This is a messenger RNA of Centrocercus urophasianus (Greater sage-grouse), 2789 nucleotides long. RefSeq names its product origin recognition complex subunit 1 (gene ORC1). Gene Ontology annotation, biological process: mitotic DNA replication checkpoint signaling; DNA replication initiation. The coding region runs from base 116 to 2689 and encodes 857 amino acids. Gene Ontology annotation, cellular component: nuclear origin of replication recognition complex. NCBI's taxonomy places the organism in Eukaryota, Metazoa, Chordata, Aves, Galliformes, Phasianidae. Gene Ontology annotation, molecular function: chromatin binding; ATP hydrolysis activity; DNA replication origin binding. The record is from RefSeq and is a predicted model, not a curated record. The transcript has 17 exons.